Molecule: messenger RNA, 1548 nt
Organism: Anas platyrhynchos (mallard)
Lineage: Eukaryota; Metazoa; Chordata; Aves; Anseriformes; Anatidae
Product: epidermal differentiation-specific protein-like
Biological process (GO): visual perception; lens development in camera-type eye
Molecular function (GO): structural constituent of eye lens
Source: RefSeq, a predicted model, not a curated record
CCCACACCUAUUUCUAAAGUAAUUCUCAAAUGCAGUGUCAGUCAUGAAUUGAAAGACUCAUUGUAAGAGACUAAGAAGCUAAAACAAAAGAAUGUCCCAAAAACUCAGCAGAGAAUGGUGAUACGGUCAGAAAAGAGGAUCCUGCUAGGGCUGGAUAGUGCUUUUCUGAGGCCAACGUCCUUAUCCUGGGUAACCUUCUGAGAUACCUUCUGGUAUCCGAGGUUCUGGCAGCUGUGGUCAGAAAGGUAUUAGCAAUCUCUCUCUCCGCCUUCCCCUCAAGAAGGCUCUGGGACACAGGAUGCACAUAUUACCAUAUAAAGCAGGAACUGGAGGUGGGGACUAGCUGUAAUUAGGAUACAAAGUGAGAACUGGAAUUGAGUCCGGCGUAUAAAUAGUGCGACUCAGAAGGGCUUUGUGUGCACCCACCACCAUCGCAGACAGAACAGGAACUGGACCAGAGACAUCGCUGGAACCCAGGGUGGCUGUCAUCUGACAUCUACAGCAACAACUCCAAAUUACAGAAACACUGCUGAGAUGGGGAAAAUCAUCAUUUAUGAGCACGCCAACUUCCAGGGGCACUCCAAAGAACUCACCAGAGACGUUGCCAAUCUGACAGAUGUAGAUUGGAAUGACUGUAUCUCCUCAGUGAAAGUAAUUGGACAGCCUUGGGUGGCUUAUGAGCACAUUAACUAUACAGGCCGGUUACUGGUAUUUGAGGAGGGAGAGCAUAGCUUUGUUGGUAAAGAGAUGAAUGACAAGAUCACUUCCCUGAUGUUGAUUACUGAAAAUUUACACAAUCCACAGAUCACUAUCUAUGAACAUAACCAAUAUCAAGGGAAGAGCAGGGUGAUAACAGAAGCUACCAAUUUGGAUAGGGGUAAUGACAAUGACAUGGCAUCUUCUCAUAAAGUGCAGCAAGGUGCCUGGCUGUUGUGUGAACAUAGCGAUGGAAGUGGUUUUUGCUACAUUGCACGAGAGCAUGAACACCUUCCAAGUUACAGAGCAAUCAAUUUCAAUGACAAGCUUUCAUUUCUGCGUCCCCUUCUCCCUGGAAAGCAUUGUCACUGAUGGAUUGCAAAUUCUGAAGUCCUAAGGGUAGGUGUAGCCCUAGCAAGAAAGAUGGGACCUAGAUCUCUCUGCUUUUUUUUUUUUUUUUUUUUUUAUUUCCCCUUUUGGCAUAGAAAUACUGAAUGGGAGAGGUCUCCUUUAUGCUAUGCUGCUGCUGUGUAUUUCUCAAUCCUGUGUGGCACUGUUCUCCUUCCCCAUGAUCCCAAUGAAUGUAAGAACUAUUGUGUUUAGUUACAUGAAAAAAACCUCAAUGAUAAGAGAUGAUCUUGUGGUGCGUAACCUGUAACUAGCAUUCCAAAGUACUACACCAUGUAACGUGAAAAUGUUGCAUGUUGCUUCUGUUGCUAUAGGCUAAGCACAUAUAUAGUGUAUAACCAGAACUGCUGACUUUAUAUUCUUCUUUACAAUGCUCUUGCUUCACAAUGACCUCUGCAUUUUUUUUCUAUUCCAUUUUGCGUUGUUACCAAUAAAGAAGAUAUU